AUGGAGGCUGACUAUGGGGCCGACGACCGGGACCAGGCCGGGCGCAUCGAGUCGGACCUGGUUGGGCCCCGCCAGCCGCUGCAGAGCCUCGUGGACCGCUACCGCGCCGGCAGCCCCGCACUCGCUGGCCGCCUCGCCGCGCUGGCGCCGAGCUUCCCCGCCUGCCGCCCCGUCACCGGCGACGGCAACUGCUUCUACCGCGGCUUCCUCUUUGCCCUGCUGGAGGCCCUGCUGGAGGCGCCGCUCUUGGAGCUGCAUGCCAGGCUGGUCUCGCGCGUGCGCAGCUUGCGCCGGGCCCUCGUCUCCCACCCCCUGUCCGCCGCCCGCGACGCCGGCCGCGGCGCUGACCAGGGCGCGGAGCUGCUGCUCUCCCUGCUCUCGCGCGUCUGGUACGCCCCCGGCGCGUCUGGCGCCCACCAGGCGCCCCAACAGGGCCGCCACGACCACCAGCCCGCGCAGCCGCCCCAGCAGGCGAGCCCCCUCUUCAAGCCAGAGCUCGAGGCGGCGCUGUCCCGCCGCGCGGCGUUCGACCCAAUCGUCCAGUUCGCGCGCCUCGCCGCCAGCCUGGAGCUGCGGCGCAACGAGGCCGCGUACACGCCGUUUGUCGCCGGCUGCGGGGACGCGUACGCGGGGCUGGGGCUUGCUGAAAUCUGCGAGCGCCACGUGGAGCGGAUGGGGCAGGAGGUGGAGCAGCUGCAGAUGGCGGCGCUGGCGGCGGCGCUGGGCGUGACGGUGGGGGUGAUUGAUGUCGCCGGCAGCGAGACGGGCGUGGUGCGGCACCCGGCCGGCGAGGUGGAGCCGCUCUUCUUCCUCGUGCACCUGCCAGGUCACUAUGAGAUCUGCUACAGGAACCCAAGCCUAUGA
This is a messenger RNA of Monoraphidium neglectum, 864 nucleotides long. RefSeq lists its product as hypothetical. Bases 1 to 864 code for a protein of 287 amino acids. Gene Ontology annotation, molecular function: cysteine-type deubiquitinase activity; ubiquitin binding. Gene Ontology annotation, biological process: protein K48-linked deubiquitination. The record is from RefSeq and is a predicted model, not a curated record. The transcript has 4 exons. Gene Ontology annotation, cellular component: nucleus. Lineage: Eukaryota; Viridiplantae; Chlorophyta; Chlorophyceae; Sphaeropleales; Selenastraceae.